CUCCGCUGGAUAAGCCUGAGAAGCGAGAACGAGAAGCGGGAUUAUUAUUAUUGUGCACCGCUCCUCUACGGUAUGUUAGCUUAUGUUUUGAAUUGACAGUCUUUUUAUAUUCAUGUUUUGUCGUUUUUCUAAUGCAUAGAAGCACCAAACUACAAAUGUGUGACAAUAUAAAAUGAAGCGUUUCUUUUUGAGCUAACGUAGGUUCGCUAGAGCUAUAUCAUUAACGUUAUCCAUCGACCCUGUCCACACCGAUAAUUCUCCUCAGAGUAACGAGGAGCACAACUUCCGCCAGCAUCAUGACCGAGAGAGCCAACAAAGACAAACUCAAGCGAAGUUUGUCAUUGUCCAAGAGUAAGAAGAAAGGAAAUGUCAAAAGUGGGAUUUCUGCCAGUGCUGCCACCACAACUCCUAUCACCUCAUUCUUCAGCAGCCAGCCUCCACCUAAAUUGUCCUGUCCCCUGUGUGCCCAGUUGGUACCAAGAUUCAAGAUCAAUGAGCACAUUGAUUUGCAAUGUCAGAACUUUGAGAGAGGAGACAGCAGUGUCGCCUCAGCAAGUAAUAGUGUUUUGCCAAGCAUCCAGCUGUCACCCAGAAGGAAUCCCCCAAAGUCUCCAGAGCUGGAUCCAAAUAAGGAAGAAGAGAUCAAAGAGACAAGCCCCUAUUUCAAAAGGAAUAAUUCUCAGCAGGCACCACGGGAGAUAAAAGGAAAAAGUGUGGUCAGGACGAUUGACCUGGGAAGUCUCUCCUCCAAGUUAUCAAUGAAAUCUCAUAAGGUACCUGAGAGGACGCAGACAGAGGAUAAACAUGCACAGAUGUGUCCUGAAAACAAGAUAUAUUCUUCUGAGGCGCUCAGCAGCUCACAGAAAGAAAAUCAGAGUUUAGAAGACAAAAAAGACUAUGUGGCAGUCAUUGACCUUACACAAACUAGUGCAGACACUCCAGUGGAAGAUCUCACAUGUUCAGACAAAGGAUGUCAUCUUGAAUACAAACCAUUUAAAUCAGAGACUUUUGAAAAACGAGUUGCUCCAAAGCUGCGCUCUUCUUCCUCCAAACUAUCAAAGAGAAAGAUGGGAACAACUUCCACUGGCAGGUCUGAUUCCAGAAAGAAAGCAAAAUAUAAGGGGAGCAGCAGGGAGCCAGAGGAGUUGUUGUCUAGUUUAUAUGUGGCAGAGAUGACUGAUACGGACCAGAUUAAAACUGAGGUACCUUCUACCACUCCUUGUGACCCCUCUCUGAGUUCAGAGGAAACUUAUGAGAAAGGUGCGGCAGCGAUCAAUAGUAAUUCACUGGCAGAGUCGGGUGCUGAGAACAUCAGCAGUGACCAGGUUGUCGAGAGCUCGCAUACCCCAUGGCUUCCCUACUACCUCCGUAACUUCCGGACUGUACUACAGGCUGUCCUGGAGAAUGAAGACGACAGGUCAUUGUUUAACCAGGAUGAUAUGUCACUUGUACAUGCAUUUGAGAAACUCUCAGUCAUGGGGCAGAAGCUGUAUGUGAGACUCUUUCAGAGGAAACUGAAGUGGCUCCAAGUAAAUAAACUGGAUUAUGAAGAGAUAUGCAGUGAUCUGGGACCUGUUGCUCAGGAGCUGGUUCAAGGUGGUUUUCUACAAACAGAGAGUGACCUUCAGGACUUGGGGGAGGCUCUGGAACUCCUGCCUGCUCCUGAACUCAAAGCUCUGGCUAAGACUUUCCAUCUGGGCAAUUCUGGGACUCAGAAACAGCAGCUUGUGGACGGACUUCUCCGUCUAAGCAGGCAAAAGUCCUUCUUCUCUCUGACCCCUGCUCAGAACAACAUUGGGGCUGUCAUUCUCAAAAGGGCAAAGCAGCUGGCAAGUUCCUGUGUGCGCCUGUGUCGUCGUCCUCGGGCUGUCUUUUCUCGUAUUCUUCUCCUCUUCUCUCUGACGGACACCAUGGAUGAGGAGGAGGUGGUGGGUGGUGGGCAGAGCCAGCUCUUCACCAUUCUGCUGGUUAACUCAGGACGCCUGGCCUUCCCAGACUACACAGUGCAGCGCACAGCCAAGGUGUUCCAGGACAGAGAGGAUCUUAUCAGAUAUGAAGCAUCCAUGCGAGCCCUGCAAGAGGUAGUCUCAGCUAUGCAGGGAGGUCAGUGGGAAGAGGCCAUGGAGCUUUACACUGCUGCCAAAAGUGUCUGGCAGGAGCUGAGGAAAAACCAUGACCUCAGUCACCAGGAGGAGCUGCCUGUGUUUCUGCGUAGCUUCACUACAGGAUGGGCUUAUACUCGGAUCUUAUCCAGAGGGGUAGAGAUCUUGCAGAGGCUACGUCGCUAUGAGGAGGCAGUAGAGGAGCUGCGGUCCUUACUGUUGCAGUCCGUUUGCUGUCCUGACAGCCGAGGACGAUGGUGGGACAGACUGGCGCUAAACCUUCAUCAGCACCUAAAAAAACCUGAGCAAGCUAUUGGUGCUAUCAGAGAUGGGCUGUCAGACCCUUUGGUGCGAACUGGACAUAAACUUUCUCUUCAUCAGAGAGCUGUGAGGAUGAAAGAGUCUGCCAGCUUGAAGAAGUAUCACCUGCACCUAAAAGACCUGCCCACUAUUCAAGUCCAAGAUGUCACACAUGUGACCAUCCGGGGACAGUUGUUCCCUCAUGAGGGGGGCAUGGGGAAAUCUAGGUUCCUUUUACCAGCAAAUGGAGAGGGGGAAGAGGGUGAUAAUGCCACUGUAAUAUGCUCUGUGGAAGAGCUGUCUUUAGCACAUUACCGUCAAGAAGGCUUUGACCAAGGGAUCCAUGGAGAGGGCUCAACAUUCUCAACCUUGUUUGCUCUUCUGCUAUGGGACAUCAUUUUUAUGGAGGGUAUUCCAGACGUUUUCAGAAAUCCAUACCAGACAUGUCCACUGGAUCUUUACACUGACUGUUUCUAUGAGAACAGAAAAGAGGCGAUCGAUGCUCGUGUGCAGUUACUAAGGGAGUCAUCUGUGGAGACUCUGCAUGACAUGUUAGAAGAUGUCUGGACCUCCCAGGAGGGUAAAGUGUGUUCACUGGUCAACUGGGAGCUUUUCUCAUCCCUUCAACAGGCGCAGUCUCUCGUGUCAUGCCUGGGUGGAGCCUUCUUAGGAGGGGUAAUAAAACGAAUGUCGAAAGACUACAGACACUGCCGUGGAGGCUUGCCUGAUCUAGUGGUGUGGAACACCUCAAACAACAGCUACAAGCUGGUGGAGGUGAAGGGGCCCACUGAUCGGCUGUCCCAGAAGCAACAGAUAUGGCUGGAUGAGCUGCAGAAGCUGGGGGCUAAUGUGGAGGUGUGUCACGUGACAGCUACUGGAGCCAGAGGAGCUCGUCUGGAAUAAACACAGACACAGGAAAACUGACUGAUAAGACUUUGCUGCUAAUUAUUCAGAGUGUGUGUAAAAUGGAAACAUCAGCAGACAGAAACUCAGAAAAAUCUGUGAGCUUUUUCUGAGUCUGGUCAUCUAGAACAGAUGUUGAUGUUUAUCUCAAAAACUACAUCUAUCGUCCAUCACAAAUGUAAUCCCUUUUGAGUAUAGUGAGUAUUAUAGCAGGGAGUGUGCUUCAUGACAUGUGGCAUUAAACCACUGCCUUCAACAGGAAGAGGUGCAUCACAAGAUUUAGAUCUUUGCUGAGAACGGCCAGGAUCAGAAAUAGCUUCCCUACAGAUAAUCAGAACUGAUGCAUGAAAGGAAAUGCAUCCAACACCCACACCAAACUGAUGGUAUUUCCAUUUCUUCGGCAACACUAUUUUCAGGAUUUUGGGUUGCCAAGCAAUGAAAACACACAUUUAGUUGGCUGCUUAUGACAGCUCUACAAGUUUGUUAUGCAAGUAAUUACUGUGAUAACAUGCCUUUAAAUAGGGCUGAGCGAUAUGGAGAAAAUCAGAUAUCACAAUAUUUUUGACCAAAUACCUCGAUGUCGAUAUUCCGACGAUAUUGUAGGGUUGACAAUUGGUGCUUUCACAAAAUAUUUUCACAAUUAGAUUUUAGAUAAAUAAUCAUCAAUAAUGCAGAUAUAAUGAUUAAGUGGUUAAAGGCAAAUAAUAGAACAGCUAGAACAGUCUGGUAAAAUCAGAAUAUUACAUCACUUUAUUGUUAUGCUGUCUUUACACCCAGGAAAAGACAACACUUACCAUAUUAUGAUAUAUAUCUAGUCUCAAAUCACAGUACGAUAUAUUAUCUAUAUAUUGUCAACCUUACCUCUAAAUAUGCUGUUUUUCCACUACUCUACCAGAUAAAUUAAAUAAUAGGGCUCCAAUUAAUGAUUUUUUAAAUUUUUUUUAUAGAUUAAGUUGCUAUGUUAAGUUUUUUUCUCCAUUAAUUGAUUAACCUUUUGGAAUGUCAGAAAAUGGUGAAAAUUACAAUUACAGAGAGCCCAAGUUGUGAUCAUCACA
Messenger RNA from Sander lucioperca (pikeperch), 4360 nucleotides. It is a transcript of the gene fan1, whose product is annotated as FANCD2 and FANCI associated nuclease 1. Gene Ontology annotation, molecular function: flap-structured DNA binding; 5'-3' exonuclease activity; protein binding. The coding region runs from base 297 to 3305 and encodes 1002 amino acids. The transcript has 13 exons. NCBI's taxonomy places the organism in Eukaryota, Metazoa, Chordata, Actinopteri, Perciformes, Percidae. Gene Ontology annotation, biological process: interstrand cross-link repair. Gene Ontology annotation, cellular component: nucleus. The record is from RefSeq and is a predicted model, not a curated record.